UGUUUUGUCGCUCUAUUUUCUCCAAAAAUAACUUCAAAAUUUUCGAAUCUCACAACUGUCACCACACUUAUCACCGCCCUUGCAUUCAAAUAAUACAAUCUUUUUUUUAAUACUUUUAUAUAUACACAUAUGCGUAAUAAUUACGUAUAUAUAUGCAGAUUUAGGAGCAUAAUCUGGCGCAUUUAUAUGCUCAAGAUCUGUUUGACAAAAUUUCCGCGAGAGAUUUCAACAGUUACUGUCAUAUCUUGAGCUGGAAAUCACGAUUUUAGGUAGUUUGACUUGAAGAAAUUGGAGGGAUUUAAUCAUUUAUAGAGGAAAAAUGGUAUUUUGGGAUGGGUAUGUGAGUGAUGAAGUGAUGGGGACGUUUGCUCCAAUAGUUGUGUAUUGGCUAUAUGCUGGGUUUUAUCAGCUGCUGCCGCCUCUAGAUAACUACCGGUUGCACACCAGGAAAGAGGAGGAUGAGAAGAAUUUAGUGCCAUUGCUUGCUGUGAUUAAAGGGGUUCUUCUUCAGCAGCUUGUUCAGGCCACUGUUGCCCAUCUGCUCUUUUUGUUAACUUCAAGCCCGACCCCAUCUGUAACUGUAGUUCAGCCCUCUAUCAUAGUUCAGAUUGUGCAAAUUGUAAUUGCGAUGCUGGUAAUGGACACUUGGCAGUACUUCGUGCAUCGUUACAUGCAUCAGAACAAAUUCUUGUAUCGCCAUAUCCACUCCCAGCAUCACAAGUUGGUUGUACCCUAUGCUAUUGGAGCCCUUUAUAACCAUCCACUGGAAGGUCUCCUGCUAGAUACGUUUGGUGGUGCUAUAUCUUACCUUAUCUCGGGAAUGACUGCUCGGACUGCUGCAAUUUUUUUCUGCUUUGCGGUUGUGAAGACUGUUGAUGAUCAUUGUGGACUCUGGUUGCCCGGCAAUAUCUUCCAUUUGUUCUUUCAAAACAACACUGCUUACCAUGAUGUCCAUCAUCAACUCCCGGGCACAAAAUACAAUUACUCUCAGCCAUUCUUUCCUAUUUGGGACAAACUAUUGGGAACUUACGUUCCAUACAAACUUGUGAAACGACCCGAAGGAGGAUUUGAGGCACGGCUGAUAAAAGACUAAUCGCAGGUAACCCAUUAGUGUACGUAUCUUUGACAUGUCGUAGCAGGAACAGCUACCAGUCGAGGUUAUUCCACUCUUGGAGCCGCAGCUGCCUUGAAUCGACAAGGUCUGUAUUCUGUACCCUUAAAAAGACGAGGUUUAUAUUCCGCUAGCAUUGAAGUCUGUGGAACUAGUCACUAGUCCUUUACAUUCUCUACUUUCUUUGUUCAAUUUGCUGUGCCAAUCCACUAACCUAUUAUGUAUUAUUUCGAAAUUUCUGAUUAUGAUUACAACUUGCUAAUACUCUAGCAGGUUGACAGUGUUGUAUUGCCUAUUGUUCUAUUAAGCAGUUAUGGAGAUCAUGUAACUAGAAUUGUUUAAUACUUUGAUGAACUAUGUUGAAUGUGUAUACUUUGAUUCUUAUUGAA
Messenger RNA from Ipomoea nil (Japanese morning glory), 1500 nucleotides. Its product is annotated as sphinganine C4-monooxygenase 1-like. The record is from RefSeq and is a predicted model, not a curated record. The transcript has 3 exons. Gene Ontology annotation, molecular function: iron ion binding; oxidoreductase activity. Lineage: Eukaryota; Viridiplantae; Streptophyta; Magnoliopsida; Solanales; Convolvulaceae. Gene Ontology annotation, biological process: lipid biosynthetic process. The coding region runs from base 320 to 1093 and encodes 257 amino acids.